CGACAGUUGGCCACUAUCCUUUUACCGUACCCUUCUUGUCCGCGUUUCCAUUUAUCUAGCUUGGCGCACCUCUAGUCUUCUUUCGUCUCGUUUUCACCGAAAUCUAUUCUUCACGAAACCAACAAAAACUUCAGUAUGAGUGGCAUUGCUCGCGGUCGUCUGACAGAAGAACGUAAACAGUGGCGCCUGGACCAUCCCGUUGGUUUCUACGCUCGUCCUGAGAAAAAGGAUGGGCAGUCCAAUUUGAUGAAGUGGGAAUGCGGAAUUCCUGGAAAGGACCAGACUUUGUGGCAGGGUGGUUUAUACAAACUUGUGUUGGAGUUUACCGAAGACUACCCAAGCAGGCCUCCGAAAUGCCGGUUUGACCCCCCCUUGUUUCAUCCGAAUGUCUACCCGUCGGGAACUGUGUGUCUAAGCAUCAUCGACGCUGACAAGGCAUGGAGGCCGUCCAUAACUGUUAAGCAGAUUCUGCUCGGCAUUCAGGAUUUGUUGGACACCCCGAACGCACAAGACCCCGCGAACGCCGAGGCUCACGCUCUGUUUAUGAAGUCCAAGCCGGCAUACAACGAUCGCGUUAAGCAGAUUGCCGCGCAGUACACCUCGUAAGUAUUGUUCGGAUGUGUGAUGUCAUCCGAACGAGGUCAGUUCUUCCAGGUCUUGCCGUUUGGUCUAUCCGAGCAGACAAGAUAAGUUCGUUCAAACCCAGUGCUUUUGAAGAAAAAAUAGGUAUUCCGCGACACACACUCCUCAGGGAAGUGUCGGAGAGAAAACCACGGGAAGAUGUUCAUUAGAAGUUUCGUGUUCCUCUCUGCUUGUAAAGUUGAGGCCACACUGUCUUCCUCUUCGUUGAUGUAUUAGUUAGAUACCGCUCGUUGCCGCCUCGUAGAUGUGAGCAAUUCUUUCGUAGGAGAAACUUUUGCUUGCACACACCAGAUUGAGAGGGUGUCAAUAGAAAGCCUCGAAAAUUACUCGGUGUUAUCUCACGAGUGUGCCGUUGUUUCGAAGGUUUCUUUCGGUGAACCAGUGUUGACAGGUGCGAAUGUGACGCAGGUUAUUCAGUACUUCUGAAGCGAACCUCGGUAUACGCCCACAUGUAGAUGGUACCUUUAGAGGCAAGAUUACAAGCAGAUACCUUCUCAGUCGAGGAAAGAGAGAACAUAAGCUACGUAAAGACCGAAAGGCGCUAGUUCGAGCCCUA
Molecule: messenger RNA, 1198 nt
Organism: Chondrus crispus (carragheen)
Lineage: Eukaryota; Rhodophyta; Florideophyceae; Gigartinales; Gigartinaceae
Product: Ubiquitin carrier protein
Exons: 6
Coding region: 136-606 (156 amino acids)
Biological process (GO): protein sumoylation
Cellular component (GO): nucleus
Molecular function (GO): SUMO conjugating enzyme activity
Source: RefSeq, a predicted model, not a curated record